CUUGAGCCAAUCAGCGCCAGAGCUUCUGGAUGCCCCGCCUAGGGGUGGGGCGGAGUCUGGGUGUGACGUCAGUAGGAGCGGAGAACGAGAGAGACCGAGAGACAGACAGAGCGGGAGCUGCCGGGACAGGGGGAGAUAGCGGGGGUCGCUGAGCGGCAGGAACAUGAUGUCGGACGCAAGUGAAAUGUUGGCCGCGGCCUUGGAGCAAAUGGACGGAAUUAUUGCCGGCUCCAAGGCCCUGGAAUACACCAAUGGGAUAUUUGACUGCCAGUCUCCCACCUCCCCGUUCCUGGGAAGUCUGCGGGUGCUGCAGCUCAUCGAGGAUCUUCGGGGGAUGUUGGAAAUGAUGGAGACGGAUGAGCGGGACGGACUGCGCGGCCAACUGCCAGAUUCUACUGCCGACGUCCUGGUGGAGUGGCUGCAGAGUCACAUGGUAAAUGGACACAUAUCCGGCAGCACCGACAUUUGCCAGGAGAGGUUGGCCCGGCUGGAGAACGAUAAGGAGUCAUUCGUCCUGCAGGUGAGUGUCCUAACCGACCAGGUGGAAGCUCAGGGGGAGAAGAUCCGGGAUCUGGAGUUCUGUCUGGAGGAGCACAGAGAGAAGCUGAACGACACCGAGGAAAUGCUCCAGCAGGAACUUUUGAGUCGGACCUCUCUGGAAAGUCAGAAACUGGACCUGAUGGCGGAAAUCUCUAACCUGAAGCUGAAGUUGGUCUCCGUGGAGAAAGACCGCAAGGAGUUCGAGGAGAGGUACAAGGACACGGAGUCGCUGCACAAAGUCAUAGCGGAUCUGCGGCAACAGAUGGAGAAGGUUGAGGUGGAACUUGCUCUGUUCCAGGAGAAAAGGUCACAGUACGGAGAUCAGGAGGGACUGGUGCAGGAGAUGAAUGAGCUGCGACUCCGAGUCUCUGAGAUGGAGAAUGAGAGGUCUCAGUAUGAGAAGAAGAUGAAAUCUAACAAGCCUUUAUUGGCCAAGCUCUCGAGCAUGAAAAUGAAGGUGGGGCAGAUUCAGUAUGAGAAGCAGCGCACGGAGCACAAGUGCCAGACCCUGAAGGAUGAGCUGUCGCUGCUGAAGGAGCAACUGGAACACAAGGAGGUCGAUAUAAAGACACUGAAGGAGAGUGUAGAGCGCCCCCCGGAGGUGACUGACGCAGUCGCAGGGAGUGAGAGAGAUGUCGAGGUGCAGAAGAUGAAGAAGGCAAUGGAAUCAUUAAUGGCUGCCAAUGAAGAGAAGGAGCAGAAGAUCGAGGAGCUCAGACAGUCUCUCAGCAGGUACAAGAAGGUGCAGGACAUGGUGGUUCUGGCGCAGGGUAAAAAAGGCAAAGAAGUGGAAAGUGACGAUUCUGUGAUAUCCGGCUCCAAUUCUCUCGUAUUUGAUGGCAACACGCUCAGCGACGCUGACAAAAGCCCCUCCCCUCUCCCUAUAUCCGCCACCCCAAGCCCAGAGGAACUCCCUGUGGAUCCGCAGCCCAAGGUGGAGAUGCACACGAGUAUCCUGCAAGUCUCCAUCCCCUCCUUCUCCUCAAUCAGACCCUUCCAGCGGCAGAAUGAAGCGCCAGCUCCUGCUCCAAAAGAGGAAGCUUCUCCCCCCGACGUUGGCGAUGGUGAGACCCCCAGCCUCCCUGCAGAUGCCACAACCCCAGAGGUGCCAGGAUCUCCCGUCAGGAAAUCCAGCAGCCUGGGGAGCCUGAAGAAGGAACCUGCUGAGCUGAGAACGGUUUCCCCAGAACCGGGCAAGUUCGAAACCCUCCCUCCGCGUCCCCCCGGCCAGGGGGCAGCCCCCGAUGAUGAGAGUUUUGGAAGUCGUAAAGCCAGGUCAUCCUUCGGCCGAGGUUUCUUUAAGAUGAAAAAUACCAAGAAGACGUCGAGUACCCCCAAUCUAGAUCGCAGCCGAAGUGCAAGUGCACCUGCCCUAGACACGGAGAAGGGCUCCACAGACCAUCUGGAUCUGGCAGUCUCUUCCCCGAAUUCCAUGGAAGGAGGAAGCCCCCACAGCUCUUCUCCCAACUACAAAAAGAAAUCGAGAGGAAUAAGGAAACUGUUUGGGAAGCUGAAGAGGAGUCAGUCCACAACACUGAACCAGGAAGAUGAGCUGCCAGAGGAAGAAUUUAAGAGGGGAGGAACAAGAUCCACGGCUGGGCCUAGACUUGGCUGGUCCCGUGAUCUGGGGCAAGUUAACAGUGAGCUGGACACGCCGUUUGCUAAGUGGACGAAGGAUCAAGUGUGCACGUGGCUUCGGGAUCAAGGAUUGGGCGGUUACGUGAGCAGUUGCAAGCAGUGGAUCGUCUCAGGACAGACUUUACUUCAUGCCUCUCAGCAUGACCUGGAGAAGGAACUGGGGAUCAAACAGCCGUUGCACAGGAAGAAGCUCCAGUUGGCUCUGCAGUCGCUGGGGUCGGAGGACGAGAGCAAUUAUGGGAGAUUGGACUACAGAUGGGUGACCAGAUGGCUGGAUGAUAUUGGGCUCCCCCAGUACAAGACCCAGUUUGAUGACUCCAAGAUUGAUGGGAGGAUGCUCCACUAUUUGGCUGUGGAGGAUCUGCUCUCCCUGAAAGUGGUCAGUGUCCUCCACCAUCUCAGUAUAAAGAGAGCCAUUCAGGUUCUGCGGAUCAACAGCUUCGAGCCCAACUGUCUGCGCCGGCGCCCGUCUGAUGAGAGUAACAUCAGCCCCUCGGAGGUGGCGCAAUGGACCAAUCACAGGGUCAUGGAGUGGUUACGUUCGGUGGAUCUGGCAGAAUACGCCCCGAAUUUACGGGGGAGUGGCGUGCACGGGGGGCUGAUGGUUCUCGAGCCUCGUUUUAAUGUGGAGACAAUGGCCCAGUUACUGAAUAUCCCACCCAACAAGACCCUCCUGCGCCGGCACUUAGCCACCCACUUCAACCUCCUCAUUGGCCAACAGGCCCAGAUACAGAAGCAGGAAGCCCUGGCGUCCCCAGAAUAUGUGCUCCUGACUGCCACCGCUAAAGUAAAGCCAAAGAAAGUGGCGUUCAGUAACUUUGGAACGUUGCGGAAGAAGAAGCAGGAGGAGGUGGAGGAAUACUUGUGUCCGAUGGAUUUGGAUCAGAAUUCUGGCGAUGGGAUAAUAACGCCCCUGAGGCCCAGUCUGGAUCUGCGCAUGUUAAAUGAUGACGAUUUGGACCGACUGGAGCAGAUGGAGGAUUCAGAGGGGACAGUGAGGCAAAUCGGGGCGUUCUCUGAAGGAAUAAACAAUCUGACACACAUGCUGAAGGAGGACGACAUGUUUCUGGAUUACUCCGCCCUCUCGCCCAGCGUCACAGACGACGACUCCAACGUGUGACGAUCCAUGUGACGACUCCGCCUCCUGUGUCCUUGGCCCCUCCCUGUUCCGGAUUUUAUAUAUUUUACGGGUUCAAGUUGGAGAGGAAACCGCGUGCCUUUUGGUUCCGUUGCAAUAAAGUAGUGCCGUGAUAGGGUUAAUGAGCUGCACCCCCUGUUGUUACUGCUGAGAUACUCACUACCAUUAUGUUAUAUUGCUCUGCUUACUAUAGACUGGUAACUAGAGGGUUAACAUCCCCCAGUGCAAAAUCAGCACCAGGACCCCCUUCUUCCUGUGACUCCCCCCAAACUGUGCUCCCCUCAUUGUCAUUAUUGGGGUGUAACUAUAGAGGAAGCAGAUCUGGGGGCCUGAUGGGUAACCGACUUAUUCCUAUAGUAAUGAUUUUGCUGUGGGGCCCAGUAACUUCUAAUGAAGGGCCACGGCCAGAUGCCCCCCCCAAAUUUCCCAGUCCAGUUAUUAUGGGUAUUUCCUGGUACUCGUGUAUCAACUUCCUUUCUGGUGAAUGAACGGCAGUCCAGUCUUACUUUAUGGCACUGAUUCUAGACACAUCCAGCCCUUCCUCCCAUAUACAGGAUUCUGUAUUCAUAGUAAGAGAGAGAGAGAGAGAGAGAGAGAGAAUUUUGGGGGGAAAUUACUGAGAGUAGUGGCUACAGGGCUUGGCUUGAAAGUAGGAGGCGGAGCAGGAAAAUAUGCAAAAUGGCUGGUAACCAUAGCAACCAGGUAGUUUAAACGCCAGGCAGCUCAGAAACGGACAGAAAUCAGUUUCCACCCCAAAAAUAAAGGUCAUUGGCGAUUAAAUAAAGUGUCCAAAAAAGAAAAACCCUUGUUCCCCUCUCAAUCAAAACCUUCCAGACUUGUAUUCUUAUUGCUGAACUAUAACUCUCCUCUCCCGGCCAAUGGGAGCUGCUGACAAGAUUUAGGUCAAGUUGCCACAACCUUGUUUUUUUUUAUAUAUAUAUAAUCUAUUGCCCCCCGAUAUUUUCCUAACGACUGUUAUUUUUAUAGAGUUUUCUAUUUAAUAAACUGUUUAUAUAAAUAUAUUUUGGGUCAUGACGCGGGUUAAUGAACCAGCUGGUUACUGGAAUGGGCCGGGGGUACCCCCCACUAAUCCUCUGCUUCGCUAAUUACGUUAUGUGCCAGCAUGGAAGCCAUACGAAGGGUUAAUAUUGGCUUGUGAUGCUGAGUGUAACAAGUCGCCAUUCAUUGUGGCGGAUAUCUUGUUGCUAGGGUGCUGCUGACCUAGCAACCACACCGGGGUUAAACAUAAGGAUCAACACUAAGCUACAUGAGAGUGCCAUUGUUACUGUCCCUUUAAGGAUUAAGCGUGUGGCCCCCAGGACCCCCGGCUCCUAUUUCUGCUUUUCUAUUGGCUCUCGCUCAGGGCAGGAGACUGGGACUUUGUUACGACUCUCACAGUGAAAGUGAUGCCGUGUUUCUUGUGGGAAAUUGGGGUGCAGUUGUGUUGUACAAAGUGCCGCAAUAAUCAGCCAAUGUUCAUGAGUCUUUAUAUGUAAUAAAUACACCGAUGUUUCA
This is a messenger RNA of Xenopus laevis (African clawed frog), 4831 nucleotides long. It is a transcript of the gene ppfibp1.S, whose product is annotated as PTPRF interacting protein, binding protein 1 (liprin beta 1) S homeolog. The transcript is spliced from 29 exons. The coding region runs from base 164 to 3298 and encodes 1044 amino acids. The record is from RefSeq and is a predicted model, not a curated record. Gene Ontology annotation, cellular component: presynaptic active zone; cytosol. Gene Ontology annotation, biological process: synapse organization; neuromuscular junction development. NCBI's taxonomy places the organism in Eukaryota, Metazoa, Chordata, Amphibia, Anura, Pipidae.